AUGCCCCGUCCUCCCGCGUCGUUUGACGGAGACAAGGAGUGCGCCGAAACAAGUUUCGCCGUUCGCCAAGUUCCGACAGCUCGAGAAGCAGAAUUCAACCAACAGUCCCAACAGCCAUAUCUGUGGAUACGAAUAAGGGAUUACAACUCGCCCAAGACGCCAGUGAGCCCGGGCUCCCCGUCGCCCUACUUCAAGUUCACGGACCCUGCGGUCCAGGCCAGCGCGAUGACCAUUAAAGAGCGCCUGCUGCAGUGGUGUCGAGACAAGACCAGGGACUACGAGAAUGUGAAGCUGGAGAACUUCUCGACGAGCUGGGCGGACGGGCUGGCGUUCUGCGCGCUCGUGCACCACUUCCUGCCGACCACGUUCGACUACAGCAAGCUCGUGCCGGAGCGACGCCGGCAGAACUUCACGCUCGCCUUCAAAGUUGCCGAAGAGAAGGCGGGCAUCUACCCCCUGCUGGACGUGGACGACAUGGUCGCCAUGCGAAAACCCGACUGGAAAUGCGUAUUCACGUACGUGCAGUCCAUACACCGCCGCUUUAAGGACCAGGACUGAACAUCAAGUAUACUUGCGCCGAACUUUCGGAAACCAGAUAGCUCAAUGCAAAAGUACAGAUGUUUAUAUACAUUGGUUAUUCCAUAAUCAAUCUAGUCUGAUCAAAGUUGUCAUUUUUUAACCGUGUUGAUUCUCUUGGUUAAAAAACAAAUUAUUCAAGAUUUGGAAGUAUUGAUCUAAGAAAAUAAAGCAGAUCUCUAUUCGGCGCAAGAAAGUUCGUCAACGUCCCGCAUAGAGUAGACAAGUAGUUGAACGCUGAAGUCACAAAUGUUAAUGUGGAAUUAGUCCAAAGAGAGUAUGUUGUUAUUGAUUGUUUGUUUGUUAGAUGUUUAUGUUUGUCGGUGUCCGCCCACUCGUUGUUUCUCCAAGCGCUGUCUCGACAGUCCUCCUAUUUAUUGUAUAAUCUCAAGAUGUAUGUGAUUUUUUUUAUAAUAGGAUUUAAGUUCACUAACAUAUAAUAUUAUAGGUCAUAGUCUAUUAUUAUUUCGCACGAAAUGUCGCGAAAAGUCUACGGGGAUCGCUUUGGCUUAUAAAACAUAAGGAAGUGGCAUCCCCGUUCUGGUGACAUUCGCCGCCAUAUUAACCACAGACUUAUCGCUCUAUUUUAUUAAAUUUGACAUUAACAGCUUCAUAAUCGCCUUUUGAUUUAAGAUUUAAUGAAUAUUAUGUUAAUAUAUUGACAAUAAAAUAAAUACUAUUAACAAUGAA
This is a messenger RNA of Plodia interpunctella (Indianmeal moth), 1266 nucleotides long. RefSeq names its product smoothelin-like protein 2. The transcript has 6 exons. Gene Ontology annotation, cellular component: filamentous actin; microtubule organizing center. Bases 1 to 558 code for a protein of 185 amino acids. Lineage: Eukaryota; Metazoa; Arthropoda; Insecta; Lepidoptera; Pyralidae. Gene Ontology annotation, molecular function: protein binding. The record is from RefSeq and is a predicted model, not a curated record. Gene Ontology annotation, biological process: actin cytoskeleton organization.